UCCUCAACUGGGCCAUGAUGAUGAGGAGGAUGCAGGUAUGUCGUUUGUGUCCGAUUUGGUUACAAAUAAUAUAUUAUUUCUCAAAAGUAUCCUCAUUUUCGUGGUACUCAAUCAUGUGCAGAGGGGAAUAGCAGGUUAUGCGUCUCCGUUAGAGACUACUACUGUUACAUGCUGCAAACAUGGCCUGCGAUCUUCAAUCCCAUACUCUGUGGAGCACGCCUGCUGCAGCAAUGGGCGGUCGACAUGUACAUCAAGAUUGAGAGUUGUCGGUUGAGGUGGUACAGGAAGAACCAGACGCAGAUUCGUGCCGACUUGUAUAAAGGAGUUGUUGAUGCGAUCACAUCGGGGGAGACGAGAGCAAGCGCUGUUGGCACCCGAAUAGUUCUCCCUGGAACAUACCCUGUUGGCGACCGCGACAUGAAGAAGAGGCAUAUGGAUGCCAUGGCAAUUGUCCAUACAUACGGGAAGCCUGACAUCUUCUUGACCAUGACUUGCAACCCUAAAUGGGAAGAGAUAACAAAUGAGUUGCUUCCUGGUCAGACGACGCAAGAACGACCUGAUAUUGUGGCUCGCGUGUUCUACGGCAAACUAGAGGCUAUGAAAUACAUGUUGUUCAAGAAGCAUAUCCUGGGUGUUGUGGUCGCUUACGUUUACGUAGUCGAGUUCCAGAAGAGGGGCCUCCCCCAUGCACAUUUUCUGUUGAUCAUGGAUUCAACAUAUAAGCUUGUCGUCCCGGAGCAGUAUGACCGACUAAUUUCCGCAGAGCUCCCAAACAAGCAGAAGUAUCCGGAAUUGCAUGCAUUGGUGGUAAAACAUAUGAUGCACGGACCCUGCGGUGCUCUCAACCCGAAGAAUGUUUGCAUGCAAGAUAAUGAAUGCAAGUGCAGAUACCCGCGCCCGUUCAAUGAGAACACAGCACAAGGCAAGGACUCACACCCAGUUUAUCGGCGUAGAGACGAUGGAAGCUGUGCUAAGGUCCGAGGGAAAAUGUUGGACAACAGAUGGGUUGUGCCUUAUAACCCUUACCUUCUGCGGAUGUUCAAUUGCCACAUCAACGUUGAGGUCUGCUCUAGCAUAAAGGCCGUCAAAUAUCUUUACAAGUACAUUUACAAGGGCCAUGAUAAGGCUUCUUUCAGCAUCGACCAGCCCGAUGCCGAUGGUAACAUCGAUGAGAUCAAGAGAUACGUUGACGCAAGGUGGGUCACCCCUCCGGAGGCUAUGUGGAGGAUAUUUGGCUUCCCACUUUGCGCCAAUUACCCGCCUGUCUUGCAGUUGCCUCUUCAUCUCCCAAAUAUGCACAGGGUUGCAUUCAAUGCGCAGGCUGACUUGAAAAAUGUUGUCGCCUCCGAAAAUGCUUCAAAAUCCAUGUUAACGGAGUAUUUCAAGGCUAACCAGGAACACCCUCGGGCUAGGCAUAUAUUGUACAAGGAUUUUCCCGGAAGCUUCACGUGGCAGAAGAAAAAGAAGUUUUGGAAGCCUAGGGUCGAGCGUUUUCAAAUAGGUCGCAUCGUGUCUGCCAAUCCUGCCGAGGGGGAGCGAUACUACCUGCGUGUGUUGCUAAACCAUGUUACGGGCAAAACAUCCUUCGACGACUUGCUCACCGUGGACGGCGUGCUAUGUGGGAGCUUUAGAGAUGCUGCUGAAAGGUUGGGACUCAUCGAGGCAGACAACACACUCGACGACUGUCUUACUGAGGCUGAGCAGUGGGCGAUGCCAUGUUCUCUUAGGAGGCUCUUCGCAACCAUCUUGGUGCACUGCGAGCCAGGUGACGUGCGCGGUUUAUGGGAUAGGCACCUCGAGCCUAUGUCAGAUGACUAUCGUCGAACACGCACGUCCCCGAACGAGGUGGAGCAGAUGGUGUUGCUUGACAUUAGGGGUAUGUUGCAGUCCAUGGGUACAGACAUUGUUGAUUUCGCUCUGCCAAGCAUCGAUGAUGCGUUUGACCCAACCGAGGGCGAGGCAAGAGAGGUCAUCGAGGAAUCAACCGUUGAGUUUGACAUGGAUGACACUAAAUUGGCAUCUUCCCUGAACUUGGAGCAGAGGGCCGCAUACGACGAGAUACUAGCGGCUGUUGAACGCGGUGAUGGGGGUGUAUUCUUUGUUGAUGGCCCUGGAGGUACAGGAAAGACCUUCCUAUACAGGGCGAUGCUUGCCAAGGUGAGGAGCGAUGGCAAGAUUGGUAUCGCUACCGCGACGUCGGGCGUCGCCGCUUCUAUCAUGCCUGGCGGCAGGACUGCCCACUCGAGGUUCAAGAUCCCAUUGAGUUGCGAUGAUGGAGCCUCGUGCAGCUUCACCAAGCAGAGUGGGACCGCGAAGCUGCUAAGGAUGGCCUCAUUGAUAAUAUGGGACGAGGCCAGCAUGACGAAGCGACAAGCGGUCGAGGCAUUGGACAAUAGCAUGCGCGACAUUAUGGGAAUACGCGACCGACCCUUUGGAGGAAAGACUGUUGUUUUUGGUGGGGACUUUAGGCAGGUGCUUCCGGUCGUCAGAAGGGGGUCGCGGGGCCAGAUAAUUGAUGCAACCCUCCGAAGUUCUCAUCUAUGGAAGGGUAUGCGGCAGCUUCGGCUCAUCACCAACAUGAGGGCUCAUAAUGACACGUGGUUUGCAGAUUACUUGCUAAGGGUCGGCAAUGGCACUGAGGAUGUCGACGAUCAAGGCAACAUACUACUCCCUGAAGACAUCUGUCUGCCGUCUACAGGCGAGGUUGACGACCUGGAGAAGCUUAUUGACCACGUGUUUCCGAGUCUAGAUGACAACAUGUCUGAUUCGAAUUACAUGACAUCUCGCGCAAUCCUUUCCACGACAAACGACAAUGUCGACAAGAUAAACAUCCGCAUGAUAGAGCGUUUUCAUGGAGAUGAAGUAAUCUACCAUAGCUUUGACAGUGCGGAGGACGACCCAUAUGGCUACUACGCUCAGGAGUUUCUGAAUGGAUUGACUCCUAACGGUCUUCCUCCGCAUGCACUCAAGCUAAAGCUGAACUGCCCUGUCAUACUUCUAAGGAACAUUGAUCCAGCUAAUGGACUGUGUAACGGCACUAGGCUUGUUGUUAGAGGUUUUGAGAGGAACACCAUUGAUGCAGAAAUCGUGAUUGGACAACACGCUGGCAGGAGGGUCUUCCUUCCUCGAAUACCUCUCUGCCCAUCUGAAAACGACAUGUUUCCGUUCAAGUUUAAAAGGAAGCAAUUUCCUAUAAGGCUUAGCUUUGCUAUGACCAUUAACAAGGCUCAAGGGCAGACCAUCCCGAUUGUUGGUGUGUACCUACCCAAUCCCGUGUUCUCUCAUGGUCAGCUCUAUGUUGCUCUGUCUCGAGCCACCGCGAAAAGAAAUAUAAAGAUACUCAUUCAGAAGGAGAAGCCGAAGGAGAAGGCCAACAAGCAAAAGGACAAUCCAAAGAAGCGAAAAAGACCGACCGUGUCCUUACUGACGUCGAUGAAGAACAUCGUCUACAAGGAAGUCCUUACAGGCUGA
Molecule: messenger RNA, 3471 nt
Organism: Aegilops tauschii subsp. strangulata
Lineage: Eukaryota; Viridiplantae; Streptophyta; Magnoliopsida; Poales; Poaceae
Source: RefSeq, a predicted model, not a curated record